AUGGUGCAAGCGCCCAUGCUAUCCUGUCCGCUGAAGACAACAUCGGAGGUGAGCUGGGUCGAACCACUCUCUCAGUAUAUCCGUACGAGCUAUGGAGACGACCCCAGCAAAUAUGUUGAAGAGAUUGGAACACUGAACAGGUUACGGCAAGACAUGAGAGGGGCUGGCGCCGACUCAGCAUCUGGGCGAGACUUGCUUUACCGAUACUAUGGGCAGCUAGAGCUGCUGGACCUCCGAUUUCCCAUCGAUGAAGCACACAUCAAGAUCUCGUUUCAGUGGUUUGACGCCUUCACACGCGCCUCCACGUCACAAUACUCACUGGCCUUCGAGAAGGCCUCAGUCAUAUUCAAUAUAGCCGCUGUCUUGUCCUGUCAUGCAGCCGCUCAGAAUCGCUCCGAGGACAAAGACCUCAAGACGGCGUAUCACUCGUUUCAGGCAUCUGCUGGCAUGUUCACCUACAUCAACGAAAACUUCUUGCAUGCGCCCUCGACUGAUUUGAACCGGGAUACCAUUAAAACCCUCAUCAAUAUUGUCUUAGGUCAGGCGCAGGAAGUGUUCAUGGAGAAACAAGUUCGCGACGGAAAGAAGCCAGCGCUACUGGCCAAACUCGCCGCCCAAGCGCAAUUCCUAUACGGUCAGGCGAAAGAAGGUCUCGAAUCUGACCAUGCGCGGGGGAUAUUUGACUCCUCCUGGUUAAAACUGAUCCAGAUCAAAGCGCUACACUUUUCCUCACUAGCAGAGUACUAUCAGGCAUUAGCUGAGGAGGAGACCAACCAGCAUGGAUCUGCGGUGGCUCGAUUGCAGCUGGCCGAGAAGUCAAGCAAUCAGGCCUACUCUUCCGCAAAGGCAUUUCCCUCGUCACCAUCUUCUGCUUCAAAUCUCGGGUCCGACACCGCUGCCGCGCUACAGUCGAUUACCAGAAGACAGAUGGAGAGUGUACAGGAGAGGUUGGUGUCUUCAGUCAAAGACAACGAUUUCAUAUACCAUCAAACAGUGCCGCCGGAAGCGUCCCUGUCGCCCGUCACUAAAGUCCCAGCGGCAAAAGCCAUCCCCCUCUCGGAGUUAUAUCAAGGGCAAGAUAUUCAAAGGAUCAUCGGGCCGGACAUUUUCCAGAAAAUUGUUCCUAUAUCAGUCACAGAAUCGGCAAGUAUGUACGACGAGGAGAAGGCGAAGUUGAUUCGAUCUGAGGCGGAGAAGGUUGAACAAGCAAAUGGAGAGAUGGCCGCGAGCCUCGAUUACCUCAAGCUCCCCAACAGCCUCAACGUCUUGAAAGGCGGUCUGGAACAGGAAAUAGGCGUAGAUAGGGAAUUUGAGCAAUGGUGUCAGGAACUGGCGAGCCAUCCUCAUUUUGCCACGGCUUUUGAACAACUUCAAAGAGAUAAGCAGGCUGUUUUGGAAAGUUUGGCCAAAAGCACAAAACAACUUGACAUGGAAGAGAGCGUUUGCGAAAAGAUGCGAUCCAAGUAUGGUGCCGAGUGGACCCAGCAACCAAGUUCCAGGUUGACAUCAACGCUCAGGGCCGAUAUCAAGAGCUACCGCGACACAGUGGACGAGGCUGGAAACAGCGAUGCACAGCUGUUUUCGACGGCGCGACAGUAUGAAGCGGAUUUCGAAGAGAUGCGCGUUGCAGGCUUACAUGGCGAGCCCGAAGUCCUUUACCAGCAGGCCUUAAUCAAGGCCGGGUCUGGGACGAAAAACAGAAGUAAAGACACAGACGAAGGCACGCUUCUUGAUGAGGAUUAUGGCGAGGGAGGCAUGUCGGUCGCAGACCAGAUCGCCAAGGUUGAGGAUCUUCUACGGAAACUCAAUCUCGUGAAACGCGAACGAAUGCAGGUUCUGAAAGACCUGAAGGAGAAAGUCCAUACCGACGACAUAUCAAAUGUGCUCAUCCUCAACAAGAAGGCCAUCGCGAACCAAGAAAGUCAAUUAUUCCAGGCCGAACUCGAGAAAUUUCGAUCUCACCAGAAUCGGCUCAUCUCGACAGUUCACAAACAGUCUUCUCUGUUGAAAGAGCUAACCAAGACAUAUGGCGACUUGUUGCAAGACAAACGAGUCCGAUCAGACCAGCAGAAGUACGAUGCAGUACAAAAGACUAAGAACAGUGUCAUGAACAGGUAUCGGAGAAUAUUCAACGCGCACGAGGAUCUGCUACAGGGCCUUAUGCGCGCGCAAGGCUUCUACAGCGAGAUGAAGGAAAGCGUCGACAGCCUGGAGAAGAAUGUUGAUUCCUUCGUCAGCAAUCGCAGAGCAGAAGGGGCCCAACUGCUUCAUCAAAUCGAGCAGACCAAGAACAUUUCGGCUGAUGGCCAAGCCGCUGCCGAGCAAAAGCGAAUGCAAGAGUUGAUGAAUCGCUUGUCGAUGGAACCCAAGCCAACAUCACCGUCGCAAUCAGAGCCUCCAGCUCUUCCUCCUCUGCCACCAAUAACCGCGUCAAGAUCGCCAGUACCAGUUUCCCCAACACACCCUACCACAAACGCCGACCCACGCUUUACGAUCCCUCCCCGUCAUUCGCCAGUGCCAGUUAUUCUCAACGGGUAUUCUACACAGUUUCAGCAUCCUUCGCAACCAACUAACCCGUCGCCGAUUGAGUCCCAACAUGCCUUUGCUCAAGGGGCAGCAGCGCCUCUGUCCUCUGGCUACAACCCCAUGGCUUACCCUGAACGGUCCGUUACAUCACCAAACCAACAGCCGGCUUCCUACGGCUUCUCGCCAAUCACCUCGCCUCCGCCCGGUUCGAUGAAUACUUAUUUCCCACAGCCAGGCCAGACUCACCAACCAUUGGCGUUCACUUCCCCGAGCCACCAGUAUCCCCAGUAUCCGUUCCCUCCUCUUCAGCCGGGCGCUGCUACACCCGGAGGCCCCUACCAAACUCCCUCACCGCAUCCCCAAGCACCCCAAUCUCAACCACCCUACCAGCAACACCAGCCUUAUCAGCCUUCGCCGUCCCCGUACAACAUGCCUCAGAAUUACGUCCCUCCCCCUCCGCCACCCGGGCCGCCGGGAGGAGGCUCAACGACACAAUACCCUCCUAACUCGUCUGGAGUUUGGGCAAGUGGACCAGGCGGGUACGCGAACUAUACACACCCCAUCAGAUAUGGGCAACAGAGUCAGCCGCAAAGUCAAGCCCAUCCUCAGGGGCAGACGCAGCAGGCGCAGGCUGGGGGUGGAGGGAAUGCAGGAGGACAGGAGCAGGAUCCCUGGGCAGGUUUGAGUGCAUGGAAGUAG
Fonsecaea erecta is the source of this 3225-nucleotide messenger RNA. RefSeq lists its product as hypothetical. Gene Ontology annotation, cellular component: endosome. The coding region runs from base 1 to 3225 and encodes 1074 amino acids. The record is from RefSeq and is a predicted model, not a curated record. Gene Ontology annotation, biological process: protein transport to vacuole involved in ubiquitin-dependent protein catabolic process via the multivesicular body sorting pathway. Gene Ontology annotation, molecular function: protein binding. Lineage: Eukaryota; Fungi; Ascomycota; Eurotiomycetes; Chaetothyriales; Herpotrichiellaceae. The transcript has a single exon.